This is a messenger RNA of Rosa chinensis, 1053 nucleotides long. Its product is annotated as wall-associated receptor kinase 2-like. NCBI's taxonomy places the organism in Eukaryota, Viridiplantae, Streptophyta, Magnoliopsida, Rosales, Rosaceae. The transcript has a single exon. Gene Ontology annotation, molecular function: polysaccharide binding. The record is from RefSeq and is a predicted model, not a curated record. The coding region runs from base 154 to 1053 and encodes 299 amino acids.
AGUCUACUCUCUCUUCUUCCUCUCCUCUCUUCUGCAACAAGAAGACACCACCACCGGUAAAAGCUCUGGACUUAUCGGAUUCAUCAAAGAAAGAGAAACAACAAACCCGAGCUCCUGCCCUCCCCUGCUUGAUUUGGGGUCGUCGAUCAGAUCAUGGCGUUGCGACUCUCUGUGGUGGCAGUGCUACUCCUGUUAUCGGCGGCUAGUACUACUACUACGACAACAGCAGCUCCUGCUCAAGCCCUGACUGGCUGCUCAGACAAGUGCGGCAAUCUCACAAUUCCAUAUCCAUUUGGCAUGAAGACGGAUUGUUUACUUAGAAAAGAAUUCUUUAUCAAUUGCAGCCAUACCACCCAACCACCAACAGCAUAUUUGAUGUACAGUGAUCUCAUUGUUACUAACAUUUACCUUGAUGAAGGUGAGUUGCAAAUAUUGAACGAUGUAGGGCGAGCUUGUUACGAUGAAGAGGGCGGCUAUCAAACUGACAGAAGCAUAAAACCUCAGCUCUUGUUGCAACCUCCAUACACCAUAUCCAAUACCAAAAACAAGUUCUACGCCGUUGGAUGUGACACUUCCGCAAUUGUUAACGCCUUCCGAGGGAAAGAAGAGUUCAUUACUGGGUGCAUGUCCAUAUGCAACAGUCUUGGCAGUGUGGAAAAAUCUUGCUCUGGAGUUGGGUGUUGCCAGAUUAACAUCCCCAGCGGGCUGUACAAUCUGACGGUGGAAUUAAAUAGCUUCAAAAAUCAUACGCGUAUAUGGAACUUUAAUCCCUGCAGCUACGGCUUCAUUGCAGAGGAAGGCCUGUUCAAUUUCUCCCCUUCGAGUUUUGAAGACCUGAACUACAGUGCAUUGCUUCCAAUGGUUGCUAAUUGGGCAAUUGGGAAUGAAAUAGAUACCUGUGAGACAGCUCAAAAAAGGUUGGAUUACGCAUGCAAUGCUAAUAGCAACUGCGUCAACAGGCCUAUCGAUGGGUCUGUAGGUUACUUGUGCCAGUGCUUGCCUGGUUACGAAGGAAACCCCUACCAUCCAGACGGUUGCCAAGGUGAUCUUUAA